Paramisgurnus dabryanus is the source of this 2770-nucleotide messenger RNA. It is a transcript of the gene scrt1a, whose product is annotated as scratch family zinc finger 1a. Lineage: Eukaryota; Metazoa; Chordata; Actinopteri; Cypriniformes; Cobitidae. Gene Ontology annotation, biological process: regulation of DNA-templated transcription. The record is from RefSeq and is a predicted model, not a curated record. Gene Ontology annotation, molecular function: DNA-binding transcription factor activity, RNA polymerase II-specific; RNA polymerase II cis-regulatory region sequence-specific DNA binding.
GUCACAGCGUUAUUAAGACAUCCAGUUCAAUGUUGGCCCCGGGAGAUUUUUUUAUGGAUUAAAUUAAGUACUUCCAUCUUCAUUUCCCACCUGAUCGCAGCCAUAUAAAUCCCAACAGCUGAUCAACAGACUUCAGAAAGCACGACGCCUUCCGACGGAGCAGCUGCGAGAUAAAGCAGAUCGCGCGGACGCAAACUCAGCUGUUUCCCUUUCCUUUUUGUGUCUUUUGGCUUAUAAGAGCAUUUCGGAAACAGGAGGACUAGUUAUUUGAAACUUAAAACUUGAACCUGGAAGACUGGAUCGUCGUUAAGAAUCCCAGAGGAAAGAGACACAGUAAAGGGAAGAGAAACGGAGCGAGAUUCUGUGUGCGCUGUCCAGUGCUGAAGACGCGCCGCCGCCGAACGAGAGCUGUCCAGUGCUGAAGUUGCAUUUCUGCCAAGAGCGUCGCUGCGUUGCGUCGCGCUGCAUCAACAGAAGCGCAAUCAGGGGCUCGAGGGUCCGCCGUAACCCUGUGCUGGCAUCCGAAUUUCGGCGUAACCGAAGAGGAACUAUAUAAUACGCAAUUGCCGCCAGCGUUGCAUGAGGAAAACGAGAGAUUCGACCGGCGGACGAGUGCUUUUUUCUUCAACCUAAAACAUGCCAAGGUCUUUCCUGGUCAAAAAGGUUAAACUUGAUGAUUUCUCAUCCGCGGAUUUGGAGAGCUCGUAUGGCAGAUCGAGAGCAGACAUCAGCCUCCGCUUUCAUGAGAAAGGAUACAUCAGAGACUACCUGACCCCAGCCGUGUACGACGGCGAAAGUGACAAUGGCAUUAAAGUACCAUCCCCCGGACCCAUUUAUGACAGCAUCCAUAGCGAUUAUGGAGCCCCCGAUUCCGAUCAGCCGGACAGCCCGCAGUCGGAGAUCUCCUCUGGGUACAUUAACGGAGACAACGCCGUCAGCGAGGGAUACACCGUGGAUGCCUUCUUCAUCACGGACGGGAGAUCAAGGAGAAAAGCCAUCAGCAGCCCGAGAACUCUUCAACGGCACACGUGCAACGAGUGCGGAAAAACAUACGCCACGUCUUCCAACCUAAGCAGACACAAGCAAACGCACCGCAGCAUGGACAGUAAAAUGGCCAAGAAGUGUCCCACCUGCGGGAAGAUUUACGUCUCCAUGCCGGCCAUGGCCAUGCAUUUGCUGACCCACGAUCUCAAGCACAAGUGUGACAUAUGCGGUAAGGCCUUCAGUAGGCCGUGGCUUUUACAGGGACACAUGCGCUCGCACACGGGAGAGAAGCCUUUCGGAUGCGCGCACUGCGGGAAGGCGUUCGCCGACCGCUCCAACCUGCGCGCCCACAUGCAGACGCACUCGGCCUUUAAACACUACAAGUGCAAGAGAUGCGACAAGACCUUCGCCCUAAAGUCCUACCUGAACAAGCACUACGAGUCGGCCUGCUUCAAGGGAGCCUUUUCUCCCCUGAGUCCACUAGAUGAGUGAAAGAAACACUUAAUGACAUGAAGUCAACCGGUUGAUAGCACAUUUUUACUCGAUUUGUUGUCCAGCAGCAACAACAACUCCGAGGAAAUCAUGGAUUAUUCGCAUGUACCUUAACUUUUCUUUUUUUUUUUAGAGCAAACACACACAGACACACCCUCUCUCUUCUUCUCUUUUUCUGUCUCUGUUCACACAUUCAGAGCCAAAAUAUCAUCAGUUUUGCCAAAACUCAGAAGACAUUAAAAAUGUCUUUUAUUUCUUGCAAAAGGUCAAACCUUUUUUUAAGUUUUGGAUAAUAUUGUACCGCUGCCAGUGGCCACAAAAGUGUUCAGCAUUAAGGUAAAACUGUUUAUUUAUUGACUUAUUUAUCUAUUUAUUUAUUUUCUACGAACUGUGUAAACUCUUAAUUUGCACUUUAAUUUAUUGUUCAGUUGCCAAGCCUUCGUCAUUAAUAUGCCAAAGCAUUUGCCACUUUCUGAAUAUCUUAUUUUUGUUUGCCACUUUAUAAAUUUGUUGCAUGCAAAAAAUACUACUACUAAGCAAAUCUAUGCCAAUUUUAUGAAGCUUUGGACUUUUUUGCCAAAACCUAGAUAGCAUCCGUCGGCAAUAUUCCUCGGGAGUCACGAUGAUGAAUAGAGCAAUAAUGCAUGGUAUUUUUAAAAGCUAAACGAGUAAUAACUAUAGCGUUUUUAAUCACGAUUUUAUCCAAUACUAUCAGUAGUCGUUCAGAAGUUAAAUAUCAGGGAAAUGCCAGAGUAGUAUUAGCUGAUACUUCGACGGGACAGGGGUGGGAAAGGGAUUUAGGGUCCUUUUGUAAGUGGUUAUGCACUGCCUGCCUCUUAUUUAAUAACGUAGUUUUAGAAGUUCAUACUGCUGUGUGCGCGACGCAGGCCGCGGGGACGCGCUUUUCUCACGUGGAUGAGUUGACAGUGAGUUCAAACAGGUGGACAUCCUUCAUCCAAGCGAGAGUCUUUGAAAAGCACUUGUUUGAAAACAGUUUUUUUUUUUUUUGAAGAACAAUACAAAUAGUAGCACAAACCUUAGAGAUUCAGGUAGCCUGGCCUCGUGUUAGUCGAACCUCUGCUUUUGUAUCUACGGACACGGAGUAGCCUACUAACUGUUUAAUGCCUUGUAAAUACUCCUUUGGAAUCAAAUAUUUCUACAAGCUGUAAAGAAUCUAAUGAACUUAUUUCUGGACUUCUUUUCCCUGGGUGUUUUUCCCCAGCAUUUGAACAAUAUGUAAAGCACAAGUUACACCGGGCAUUUUCUCACUUCAUAAUAAAGAACAAAUAAGUAA